Sitodiplosis mosellana (orange wheat blossom midge) is the source of this 919-nucleotide messenger RNA. RefSeq lists its product as uncharacterized. Lineage: Eukaryota; Metazoa; Arthropoda; Insecta; Diptera; Cecidomyiidae. The transcript has a single exon. The coding region runs from base 198 to 788 and encodes 196 amino acids. The record is from RefSeq and is a predicted model, not a curated record.
AAAUUCAAUGUGUAGAGCGUUACAUGUAUAAACUUGCUAUGUUUAUUUGCAGUAUGUUGUGAAAUUCGCUUCGCUCAGCUGUAUAAAUGGUUGUCGGUGCGCAUACGUUGAUUCAGUUUUCGUACCGCUUUGGUGAGGUUAACACAUUCAAUUCAACUGUGCUUCGACAAGUUUUUUUUUAAUUCAAUUUCUCAACAAUGGCUUUGAUUGGUGAAAUCCCGAAAUUCGACAGCCGAGACGACGACUGGAUGGUGUACACUGAACGUUUGGAGCAGUUCUUCGAAAUCAACGAUGUGCCCGAAGAGAAAAAGAAGGCCAUUCUAAUCACCAGCAUUAGUGACGACGUUUACAAGACAUUGCGUGAUGUGUGCCAUCCAAAUUUACCCAAAACCAAAACAUUCGACGAACUGUGUGAACUCUUGAACAAACAAUUUGUGGUGAAAACAUCGGUGUUCCGUGAACGUGUCACCUUCUACAAUGCCAAGCAGAUGAGCGGCGAGAGUAUUGCCAAUUGGUUUGCUCGAAUUAAGAAAUUGUCAGUGGAUUGUAAAUUUGGCGAUCGAUUCGAUGCGAUUUUGUUGGAUCGUUUCAUCACCGGUCUGAGAUCACCGCCGAUUUUGGAUCGUUUGUGCGAAGAAGAUGAGGACAAGCUCACAAUUCAGCAGGCCGUAGAAAUUGCUGUUACCAAAGAAAGUGCCAUCAAAGAAACGUAUGGAGAGUGUGACGAUGGUGAUGACGACGGUGGACAAAAACGAAACCGCGGUGGGCGAAAUCGACGCAAACACUAAGUUACUGUGAUGAGUUUGAUCACAUCAUAACACCCGAUUGUGCUAAUCAGCAACAUUUGCUGAGUCCUGAGUGUAGAACAUAAAAACCAAAAUCGAAAAAACAAAUAAAAAACAUACAAAAAUAUGAACAA